CUCCACAAGGAAUAGUCGCAAUCAGAUUUAUGCAAAGUCUUCAUAGAAGUGCAUUCUUACGCAGAUUAUGUCGAUACUGUCCGCAUUCCGCACGUGUGAAAACUCUUUUGAUUACUUGACAGUUCGGGGAGUAGCCUGAGAAGCAGCGCACACUUCCUUAAAAACUCCCAAACAGCAACAAAGCUGAUGAACUUUACUCCGCUGGACAUUUAUUGUCCCACCUUUGAAACUUCGGUUGAGAUAAUAUUUAACAGCAAAGCAUGUGUGCGGCAUAACUGCGGUGUUCUCCACGCGUGCAGCUCACUGGAUCGGUGGAGUUUUAAUUCUGACGGAUAUUGCUUCUAGACUUCAUCUAACGCGCAGAAACAAUGGUUUCCGUCGCCAAGGUGCUCCUCGCGGUCUUCGGGGUGGCGGUGGUCGUCGUUUUGAUCGCAGUGCCCACGGCUAUAUUUUUAAGGGAGGAUGAUAGCCCGGAGACGAUCCGGAAAACGUUCACCCUAGAGGAUGUCUUCAACAGCUCAAUGAAGCCAAAGUCCUACAACCUCAAGUGGAUCUCAGACAGCGAGUAUCUGCACAAGUCAGGCGGCUCGGUCUUCCUCUAUGACGUGCUUAGGGGAAACUUCUCCGAAUUCUUGAGCAAAGCUGCGUUUGAUGAAAAAAACGCUUACGACUACCAGCUGUCUGCCGACAACAAAUUUGUUGCGUUCAUGAGCAACUACUCCAAGCUGUGGAGACAUUCAUUCACUGCUUCGUAUUCUCUUUACGACCUGACUUCAAAAACAUUCAUCACGCCGUCCUACAUUCCUGAUCAAGUCCAGUACUUUGCCUGGGCUCCUCAGGGGAACAAACUGGCCUACGUGUGGAGGAAUAACGUGUACGUAAUUACAAGCCCUGGGUCUAAACCACAACAAGUGACUUUCACUGGAGAGGAAAAUCUGCUUUUAAACGGGAUCCCAGACUGGGUGUAUGAGGAGGAGAUGUUCUCAUCCGGUCAGGGCUUCUGGUGGUCACCUGGAGGGAAGUACGUGGCUUUCGCAGAGUUCAAUGACACCAAGGUCCACAGUAUAGAGUACUCCUGGUUUGGUGACAACCAGUACCCAAGCACCGUCAUCAUCCCUUAUCCAAAGCCCGGUACUCCCAACCCCAUCGUGAAGCUGUUUGUUGUGGACACUGACAACGUGACAAACAUCGAUGAAGUUGUUGUUCCAGCCACAUUCAGCUCAGUUGAACACUACUUGGCCUCCGUAACAUGGGCGACUGAUAACCGUGUGGCCGUCCAGUGGCUAAAGAGGGAACAAAACCACCUCAUCCUUCAGAUCUACAACUUUACUGGAACUAACUGGGCUCCUGAUGAGCAUCUGGAGCUGAGAAGCACCGGCUGGAUUGGUCGGUUCUCUCCAUCAGAGCCAGUUUUUGCCGCAGACAAGAACAGCUACUACCUGCUCAUGAGUGACGCCGCAAAGUACAAGCACAUCCAUCAUGUGGUCAGGGGCACAGCUACUCCCAUCACCUCUGGGACAUGGGAAGUCGUUGACAUUCUGAAAGUCACGGCCGAUUAUGUAUACUAUUCAAGUAACCAAGACGGCGGCCGGCCAGGAGGAAGGAACGUUUACAGAUGGAGCAGCCAGGGGACUGUGUGUGUGACUUGUGGAUUACGUGAAAACUGUCACUACAACUCUGCUUACUUCAGUCACAAUGCCUCCUUCUACCGUAUGAGCUGCAGUGGUCCCGACAUCCCUUACCAUUCUCUCAUGGACAACAGAGACAAUAAAGAGAUCAACGUUUUGGAGGACAACAGUGGAUUUAAGGCCAACUCAGCUGGCAUCCAAUUGCCCACCAUGCGUCGAGGCACAAUUAAAGUUGCUGGAUACACUCUGUGGUACCAGAUGGUUUUGCCUCCAGGCUUUAAGGAAUCCGAGAAGUACCCCUUACUGAUUGAUGUAUAUGCAGGUCCCUGCAGUCAGACGGUUGACUAUGUCUACUCGGUGAACUGGGCCACCUACCUGGCCAGCACUGAGAACAUCAUCGUUGCGAGCUUUGACGGAAGAGGAAGUGGUUACCAGGGCGACACGUUAAUGCAUGAAAUCUACAAACGUCUGGGAACAUAUGAGGUGGAAGAUCAGAUAGCAGCCACCAGGGAAUUCAUCAAAAUGGGCUUCAUUGACAAAGAUAGAGUUGCUAUUUGGGGAUGGUCCUACGGUGGAUACGUGACGUCGAUGGUGCUGGGUUCCGGCAGUGGAGUGUUUAAAUGUGGAAUGGCCGUGGCUCCGGUCUCCAAAUGGGAAUUUUAUGAUUCCAUCUACACGGAGCGCUACAUGCUGGAGCCGUCACAGAACCUUCUUGGAUAUAGUAACUCAACUGUAAUGGAAAGGGCCAAGAAUUUCCAUUCAGUGAAGUAUCUUCUGAUUCACGGAACCGCUGAUGACAACGUUCAUUUCCAGCAGGCGGCCGAGAUCUCAGAAGCUCUGGUGGAGGAGCAGGUGGACUUCGAGGCCAUGUGGUACACGGACAAGGAUCACGGCCUCCCCGGCGCUGCAAAUCGACACGUCUACACCCACAUGAGUCACUUCCUGCAGAGAUGUUUUGCGUAAAGUCCACUGGUUUUUAUCUCGUGUGAAUAAAAAUGGAUUUUUGAGAUAAAGACAUGUAAUUAGGAAUGCAUUUGUUUUUAUGUGCAUUGAUUUUGGGACAAAAACAAAACGAGUGCCAACUGGCCCUGUCAUUCUGUCCGUGUUUUGCCCUGCAUAUACUCAUUCAGAAAUACCAGCCUCGAUAGAACUGUAACUGAAAUUAUUACUUAUAUUAAAAAAGUGAUUUAUAUUAUACAGUUUGUGCUUUUAAUGUGAAGGACAAAAAUGAAACUACUUGUACAUGUAAGACUUUGUACAGUAUUGUGUUAAAUUGUGCAUAAAAGUGUAAUGCGCCAAAGUGACAGUUUUGCUAAUUUUGAUACGAUUUGUUGUAUGAAGUGUUUUCUAAAAUAAUAAAUAAAUGUAAUAGUAAGAAUGAG
Acanthochromis polyacanthus (spiny chromis) is the source of this 3010-nucleotide messenger RNA. Its product is annotated as dipeptidyl peptidase 4-like. The transcript has 26 exons. NCBI's taxonomy places the organism in Eukaryota, Metazoa, Chordata, Actinopteri, Pomacentridae. The record is from RefSeq and is a predicted model, not a curated record. Gene Ontology annotation, molecular function: serine-type endopeptidase activity; dipeptidyl-peptidase activity. Gene Ontology annotation, biological process: proteolysis. Bases 369 to 2591 code for a protein of 740 amino acids.